AUGGCCGACAAACUUACUCGGACAUUCGCUGACAGCGCCGGAAUAGUGUCGCUAUCGUCAGCACCGACAAGUGCAAACCGAAGAUUGAGUUUCAAGCUUCACCGUCUGCCCAUGCCGAGGCCCGGCAACGUCCUCGGUCUCGUGGGAACCAACGGUAUCGGCAAGAGUACAGCUCUCAAGAUUCUCAGCGGCAAGCUCAAGCCCAACCUAGGCAGAUUCGACAACCCGCCUGACUGGGAGGAUGUGAUCAAGUAUUUCCGUGGCUCUGAGCUGCAGAACUACUUCACUAAGCUGCUCGAGGAUGACCUUAAGGCCGUCGUCAAGCCGCAGUACGUCGACCAGAUCCCCAGAGCUAUCCGCACCCCCGACAAGAGUGUCAAGUCAUUGCUUGAAAGCCGAGCCUCACUAGACAACCUCGAUGAGGUGAUCGACACCCUGGGUACUUUUGCCCUUUUUCAGAUCAAGCCAGGCUCGAAAGCCGACGUGUACAUGUUCGAUGAGCCGUCGUCGUACCUUGAUGUCAAGCAGAGACUGAGUGCUGCCCGCAUCAUCCGGUCACUCCUGCGUCCUGACGACUACAUUAUUGUCGUCGAGCACGAUUUGUCAGUGCUGGAUUACCUCUCGGACUACGUCUGCGUUCUCUACGGCAAGCCCGCAGUCUACGGUGUUGUUACCCUCCCUUACUCGGUCCGCGAAGGCAUCAACAUCUUCUUGGAUGGUCAUAUCCCGACCGAGAACUUGCGCUUCCGUGAGGAAAGCUUGACCUUCCGUAUCGCAGAGGGCACCGAGGAGUUCAUGGUCGAGAAGUCGCGGGCUUUCCGCUACCCGGCUAUGGAGAAGACGCUCGGCAACUUCAAGCUGAAAAUCGACCCCGGCGACUUUUCCGACUCAGAAAUCAUUGUCAUGAUGGGUGAGAACGGAACCGGCAAGACUACUUUCUGCCGCCUUCUGGCCGGUGCUCUCAAACCAGACGGAACCCAGAAGGUUCCGGAGAUGAAGAUCAGCAUGAAGCCACAGACUAUCACGCCCAAGUUCGAGGGCACUGUUCGGCAGCUGUUCUUCAAGAAGAUCAAGGCCGCCUUCCUGUCUCCUCAAUUCCAGACUGACGUCGUCAAGCCUCUCAAGCUUGAUGAUUUCAUCGAUCAAGAAGUGAAGAACCUGUCUGGUGGUGGCCAUUGUCCUGGCCCUCGUAAUGCUCACACGAGUCCAGAUCUCGAUUCCGAACAGCGUAUCGUGGCUAGCCGUGUCAUCAAGCGAUUCAUCAUGCACGCUAAGAAGACGGCUUUCAUCGUCGAGCACGAUUUCAUCAUGGCUACCUAUCUCGCCGACCGUGUCAUCGUCUUCGAUGGUCAACCGGGUAUCAACGCGCAUGCCAACAAGCCCGAGUCACUGCUCACCGGCUGCAACACCUUCUUGAAGAACUUGGACGUCACUUUCCGCCGUGACCCGACUAACUACCGCCCCCGUAUCAACAAGGCGAACUCGCAGCUCGACCAGGAGCAGAAGCUCAGCGGCAACUACUUCUUCCUGGAAGAUGUCGAGAAGAGCUCUUGA
Molecule: messenger RNA, 1554 nt
Organism: Chaetomium globosum CBS 148.51
Lineage: Eukaryota; Fungi; Ascomycota; Sordariomycetes; Sordariales; Chaetomiaceae
Exons: 12
Coding region: 1-1554 (517 amino acids)
Biological process (GO): translational termination; translational initiation; ribosomal subunit export from nucleus
Molecular function (GO): ATP binding; ATP hydrolysis activity; iron ion binding
Source: RefSeq, a predicted model, not a curated record